CCCCGCGGUGCAGCCGUCGCCGCCGCGCGCAGGCACGCCGACCCCGGAGCCACUCGUGCACGCCGCCCGGGCGCACUCGCCCGUGCCGUCGAAGAGCCACCCGAGCGCGGCGCAGCUCGAGGCGCUUCACGCGGCGGCGGCGUCGGGCGACCUGCGGCGCAUCCAGACGGAGUUCAGGAAGGCCGUGCGCGCGGAUGACGUGGAUCCGUUCGAGCUUGCGAACGACGCCUCGCCGCGCACGGGCCUGACCGCGCUGCACGCGGCUGCGAGCCGGGGGUACUUGGAGAUCGUGAAGUGGCUGGUGGACGAAUGUGGCGCGAUACCGGACAUUGAGGACAAGGAGGGCGAGACUGCAUUGCACAAGGCUGCGUUGAACGGUCACCUGCAGGUCAUCUCGUAUCUGCUUCCAGGGAAGUCCGACGUUCAUGCCCGAGACGCAGACGGGUGGACUGCGUUGCACAACGCAUGCUCAAAGGGUUAUCUCGAUAUUGUUCGCUGGCUUUGCGAACGUGGAGGUGCAACUUCUGAAGUCGAUGGGGCACCCGGUGUUGACGUACGCAGCAAGGGCGGCUGGACGCCAUUGAUGAACGCUGCUUCGAAGGGACACCUUCCGGUGGUUCUAUAUUUAUUGACUAAGCAGACCGCCGACCCGCUUGUGAGGAACAACUGGGGAGAGACCGCAUACGAUGUCGCUUCAGCCGUCUUCGAAGUCUGGAUCUGCGAGGUACUACAAAGGUUUGAAGCGGACAAGUGGCGGAAUUCGGCCGUACCAUUCAAUCCGUUGGCCGUACACACUACCGUUCCACUCGUACUGUACGAAAACCAACGUUUGGAUGUCAGGCUGAAGACUUUGGCAGUCUCCGGCGGUCGUCCCAAAUUCUCUGCAUCUGGACUAGGCAGGCGUGGUCAGCGUGCGCCGUUCGAACUGAUACUGCCGAAUCCAUCGGAGACGAGCGGGAACAGGAUCGGAGCAUGGCGUAGCGAUGUCCAACUUCCUCUUCGCGAAGAUCCCUUUACCCUGCCCAAACCUGGGUCGUCGCAGGAGGGCGCAGAGCGAAGUCACUUCUGGCUGUCUGACUGGACGUUGGAUGUAACUCCUCCUGGAGUGGACGCGCAGGACGGAUGGCAGUACUCGCACUCAUUCACCGACCCAGACGACCAAUGGGUCUCAGAGGCGCCCCCGCAGCUCGAGCGGCUCCUGACAGGAAACGGGGCGGUCGCCGCCGGGCUGGGAGGAAGCUCUCGCAACCGCAGCAGCAGCCGCGCGAGCACCAGCACGGGCCCGCACCCGCACGGGCCCCAUACGUGGGUGCGGCGGCGCCGGUGGGUGCGCGUGAUGCGGCGGAGGCUCGAUAUACCCCCGCUGCCGUUCCUCCAGCCGGACGGUGCGAUGUACCACCUGGUGGACGGGCAGCUGAUACCCUUCCUCGAGCACGACGGGAGCGACUAUGGAGGGAGUGAUGGGCAGGAGCUGGGCGCGAUGCCGAGUUCUGGAUUGGGAUCGCAGGACUAUGUGGCUCGUGCGAGAUACCUAGUCGGGGCCCCUCAAGAUGGCCAUGAUGCCGAUUCUGCGCUGGAUGCUCGCCGUAUGAUUGCGAAGCUUGAGCGUGCCACGACUGAACUCAGGCAGGGAAUUCUGACCGACGAAGAUAGCGAGCGUCGCAUCCAAGGGGAGGUUCUCCUGAACGCUUAUAACCGCGAGCUUGAGAGGCGCAGACUUUCUGCUGGCGCACAAGGGCUGCUCAUAUCGGGUGAAGAUGAUUACGACUUUGACGAUGAUGAUGACGAGGAGGAAUUCCGCUAUCCCGGCGCGCCAUCCCCUCCAUUGACUGCACGCCCGCCCUCGCUCCGGUCCACAACAACAGAUUACUUCGCGCGUGCGAGCGGGUCCAGCUCGAGGACACCGGCAGAUCUUACGCCGCACCUCUCUCAAGCUCCUGAGUUCCGUGUGCCCACGCAUGAGGCGCCGCAGAAGGUGUUGACCCCUAGGUGGACGGCGCCGACGCCGCACCAAGUCCACGCUCAGUGGGAAAGAGACGAACAUGUAUCAGAAUGUCGGGAAUGUCGGCGACGCUUCAACUUCUUGAAUCGCAGACAUUGCCGGCGGUGUGGACGCAUAUUCUGCGAUCGCUGCUCUUCGUAUAGGGCCCUGCUCGAUCCGUCUGACAUCGUGCACGAUCCCUCCUUCCCUGAGGCCACACUUCUUGCUACCCAGCAGCGUGUGUGCCAGGGCUGCUACGAGGAAGUGACGGCAACGGUGCCCACUGGGCUUGCCACAUCGCGCACAAAUUCGAUGGAACGGAUAUUCAUCGACCAGAGGCGGCUCUCGAUACCUAGCCCAACGCGCGGGCAGUCCAGCUCGCAGCUUAGCGACCUUGCGGAAUGUCCCGUGUGCAAUGUCUCCUUGGACGACCUCGGUACUCCCGACGUACAGGAAGCACACGUCAAGAACUGUCUGGAGGGCGGUAGUGGCAAGGUGCCCCAGACUGCCAAAUACCUUGUGUAUAAGCUUCCCGCGGAGAGUGCACUGAUUGGCACUGAAUGUGUUAUAUGUUUGGAAGAGUUCGUUAAGGGUUCUACCGUGGCUCGGCUGAGCUGCCUGUGCAGCUUCCACAACGCUUGCUUGUCAUCCUGGUUACAACGUGGCCGCAGCUGCCCCGUACAUGCCCGCUGAGGCCCGCGCCCGCGCUGUUCUUGCUUCGUACAUAUGCUAUCGCUCUGACUAUGCACCUGGAUAUGGCCUACUGCUACACAUUAAUCGUUACAUCCCGAUAACAUACCUAGCACCGUCUCUACUCGUCUCGCGGAAUGGAAAAGGGGAUGCGCGCUUCGUCGAUGCGGAUGAUGCUCGACAGCUCCUCCGUGUCCGGCUCGAUGAUGUCCUGGCCCUUGAUCCCGUCCUCCUGGUCGUCCUCGUCCCACCACGCGGGGCGGCCCUCCUCCUCUUCUUCGUCAUCUUCUUCGUCGUCAUCGUCUUCCUCCAUAUCUGAUUCCGAGGGCUUGUAUGAUAGGAAUGCCCACAUGCGCUGGUCCAUCUCCGCCCGUGUAAGCUGCUCGCCAGGCGCGACCUCGCCGCGCCGCCGCCGCUUAUCGAGUAGCUUCUGCUUGUGUUCCUGUUCGCGGACGAAUGUGUCGUGUAAGAUCUGGUCCGCCUCCGUGUACGACAUCGCUGCUGUGGGCGUUGCCCCUGCCCCUGCCCAUCGCGCGAGCGCGCGCUGCUUUGCGCCGAUGGGCUUCGGGGGUUCUGGCUGUGUUGGAGAAGAGGGUCCGGGCGCGGCGUCAACGUUCAUGGAAUGUUGGUCGUCGCGGAUGGUCGUCUGCUCGAGCUGGUUGCGGAUGCCCUCCACGCCGAGCUCGCCGAGGCGCGCCCGUAUCGCGGCCUGCUGGUCCUCGAGCUGCUUGAUGAAGGUUGAGCUAGAGGUUGAGGUUUCGGCGAGGGUGCGCGCGUUGCGUUUGUAGCGCUCCUCGAGCUCGCGGAGGGAGAGCUUGUGGAUGGGGGCGUUGGUGAUGUUCUUGACACCAUCUGGCUUCGGUGGGCGCCGCAUGAACGACGGAAGAUCUGAGUUCUGUUUGCGGGCUCUGGUUGGGGACUGCAUGUUGUAGC
Messenger RNA from Trametes versicolor FP-101664 SS1, 3604 nucleotides. Its product is annotated as FYVE-domain-containing protein. The record is from RefSeq and is a predicted model, not a curated record. The transcript is spliced from 16 exons. Gene Ontology annotation, molecular function: metal ion binding. Bases 584 to 2674 code for a protein of 696 amino acids. Lineage: Eukaryota; Fungi; Basidiomycota; Agaricomycetes; Polyporales; Polyporaceae.